UUCCCCUCCUCAUCAUCCCGAUUUCACAAUCAGUAAUAACCCAAAUAUGAAGACUCCCUAUCAAAGCUCUUCACUGCGUUCUCUCUCUUUUCUUUUUCUCUUCUUCUCAUCAAUUGCAUGUGCUGUUUCUGCCUCUGUGCGCGACAACUUUCUGCAAUGCCUUUCCCUGCGUUCCAGCGAUUCCGACUCCAUCUCCAAAGUCAUUUACACCCCGGCCAAUUCCUCCUUCCUACCUAUAGUACUGCAGUCCAUUCAUAAUCUGCAUUUCUCAACACCCACUACGCCAAAACCUUUAGCCAUCGUUACACCCCUGCAUGAAUCUCACAUUCAAGCUACCAUCAUCUGCUCCAAAGAGCACGGCUUGCAGAUUAGGAUUCGGAGCGGUGGCCACGACUUUGAAGGUCUUUCCUAUGUUGCACACGUUCCGUUUGUGAUCAUCGAUCUCAUCAACCUUCAAUCUGUAAGUGUAGAUGUCGAGAACGAAACUGCAUGGGUUCAAGCAGGUGCAACAUUAGGCAAAGUUUAUUAUACAGUUGCCCAAAAUAGUCGAACUCUAGGCUUUCCUGCUGGUUAUUGCCCUACAGUAGGUGCUGGUGGCCACAUCAGUGGAGGAGGCUAUGGCAUGAUGAUUCGCAAAUACGGCUUGGCAGCUGAUCAUGUGAUUGAUGCUCGCAUUGUAGUUGCCAGUGGCGAAGUUUUGGAUAGAAAAUCUAUGGGGGAGGACUUGUUUUGGGCCAUUAGAGGAGGAGGAGGUGCUAGCUUCGGAGUCAUCGUGGCCUGGAAGAUAGAGUUGGUUCAAGUCCCACCAACAGUGACCGUUUUCAAUGUCACUAGAGACACGAGCCAAAAUGCAACAAACUUGGUCCAUCGAUGGCAAUAUGUUGCAGAUAAAAUUGAUAGAGAUCUGUUCAUCAUGCCUGUAAUAACGAAUGCCAAUAGUGCUAGCCAGCAAGGCACACGAACCAUACAAGUUUCAUUCCUUUCCAUGUUUCUUGGGAAGGCUGAUGAAUUGGUCUCGCUGAUGCAUAACGAUUUCCCAGAGCUAGGUUUGACAAAGAAAGAUUGUAUUGAAAUGAGUUGGAUAGAAUCCAUCGUCUAUUUUGCAGAAUUUCCCAAGGGUAGUCCUCUUGAGGAUAUGCUAAAUAGGACAAAUGAUUCGUGGUUGGAGUCCUUUAAGGGGAAAUCAGACUAUGUCACAAAGCCGAUUUCCAAGAUUUCGUGGGAAAAGAUAUGGGGAAAGAUUCAUGGGAAGGACGACAAGACAAUACAAAUAGCCUUGGUUCCUUAUGGUGGAAGAAUGAGUGAGAUUUCAGAAUCUGCACUUCCUUUCCCGCAUAGAGCUGGCUACAUAUACAAAAUCUUUUACAGACUGCCUUGGGAUCAAGAUGAGGAUAAUACAAGAGCCGCACAGUAUGUUGAAUGGCUCAAGAGGCUUUACAAGUACAUGGCUCCACAUGUUUCGAAAUCUCCAAGAGGUGCAUAUCUCAACUAUAGAGACCUUGACUUAGGCAUGAACAACAAAUAUGGCAACACAAGCUAUAAAAGGGCGAGCAUUUGGGGUAGAAAAUAUUUCGACAAAAAUUUUAACAGAUUGGUGCAUGUGAAGACCAUGGUGGAUCCUGCAAAUUUCUUCCGAAAUGAGCAGAGCAUUCCAUCCGUUUCAACUUAAAUGAAGAACCCAAUGUGCAUGCCAGCAAACCAGCUAGCUAGAUGUUAUUUACCCAAGAUUAAAUAAAAAGCUCCAUGAGCUUUAAUUGUUAUGAAAUUUCAAUUUCCUAUUGUGGGCUCACAUAUUUAAAAGCAAUAAUGUUAUCUGACUAUUUUAACA
Messenger RNA from Malania oleifera, 1828 nucleotides. RefSeq names its product tetrahydroberberine oxidase-like. NCBI's taxonomy places the organism in Eukaryota, Viridiplantae, Streptophyta, Magnoliopsida, Santalales, Ximeniaceae. The record is from RefSeq and is a predicted model, not a curated record. Gene Ontology annotation, molecular function: oxidoreductase activity; FAD binding. The transcript has a single exon. The coding region runs from base 47 to 1669 and encodes 540 amino acids.